GGUUGGUUAAUGAAAGUCAAUGUCGUUUCUCACAGUUUGUUGAGGCAGGUCAGUGUGUAGAUUGUGGAGAGACUACUGAUAUAUUAGCCUGCUAGUGCUAGGUCAAUGAGAGAGAGAGAGAGAGAGAGAGAGAGAGAGAGAAAUAAAAGCACGGUGGCCCUAAUGAAGAGAGGGUAUGUCUGGACUCUCAACUGAAGUAAAUGCGCAUUUGAUGCGGUGGGUCUGCUUUUAAUUGGUUUGCAGACCACCACCUACACACACACAGAGAGAGAGAGAGAGAGAGAGAGAGAGCUUGGAAGGUCUAUCAGGUGUUCGGGUACCACGGCUUUGCUCCGAUCGCUCUUCUUGAAAGUGGAAAACCACCGCCCAGAUUCAUUCGCUGGUCUUUGAAACUGGACCUGCUUUUGGUAUUAGAUGGGCUGAAAACAAAGAAAACAAAACCAAAAACCCUUCUAACCUGGAGGAGCUUAGGCUUGAUAUUCUUUCUGGGUGUUUCUCAAAAAACUUCUUUACCCAGAUAAGAUUCAAUGCAUCUUUCACUAUGGAAGCCAAUAUCCUACUGUGCUGCUCUGAUCAUGGACAAAAAGAGCAGAAGAAGAGACGGGUCUAACCAUUCGACUGAGGAAACCAAGAGAAACCCAUCAGUUCUUAGGAAAUUACAGGAGCACAAGCUGAGGGAAGCCCUGGAGGAAGCAUCUGAAGAUGGGUCCCUUGUGAAAUCCCAAGACGUGGAUGCUGCAAAUCAAGACGAUGGAUUGGGGCGAUCGCGAUCGCUUGCAAGGCUCCACGCCCAGAAGGAGUUCCUCAGAGCCACUUCUCUUGCUGCAGAACGAACAUUCGAUUCAGAAGACUCCAUUCCUGAACUUGAAGAGUCGUUUUCGAAAUUCCUCACAAUGUACCCUAAGUACCAAUCAUCAGAGAAGAUUGAUCAUCUGAGGCUUGAUGAGUAUGCACACCUAUCAGGGUCAGCCCCUAAGGUAUGCCUUGACUACUGUGGAUUUGGGUUGUUUUCUUUCCUUCAGACGGUUCAUUAUUGGGAAUCCUCCACAUUUAAUUUAUCUGAGAUUACUGCAAAUUUGAGCAAUCAUGCUUUGUAUGGUGGCGCUGAGAAAGGAACUGUGGAACAUGAUAUAAAGACUAGGAUAAUGGACUAUUUGAACAUACCUGAGAAUGAAUAUGGGCUUGUGUUCACUGUAAGUCGUGGGUCCGCUUUUAAGCUGCUUGCCGAAUCAUACCCUUUUCAUACGAACAAGAAGUUGUUAACCAUGUUUGAUCAUGAGAGCCAGUCGGUGAAUUGGAUGGCUCAGGGUGCUAGGGAGAAAGGUGCUAAAGUUUACAGUGCUUGGUUUAAAUGGCCAACCCUGAAGCUAUGCUCAACUGAUCUGAGAAAGCAGAUUUCAAACAAAAAGAAGAGGAAAAAGGAUUCAGCUGUUGGUCUUUUUGUGUUUCCCGUUCAGUCUAGGGUUACUGGAGCCAAAUAUUCAUACCAGUGGAUGGCACUGGCACAACAGAACAAUUGGCAUGUCUUACUUGAUGCAGGGUCAUUAGGUCCCAAAGACAUGGAUUCUCUUGGACUGUCCCUAUUCCGUCCGGAUUUCAUCAUCACCUCAUUUUACAGGGUGUUUGGAUACGACCCUACUGGAUUUGGAUGCCUUCUCAUUAAAAAAUCUGUUAUGGGAAGCCUUCAAAAUCAGUCUGGGCACACCGGUUCAGGUAUGGUGAAGAUCACCCCAGUUUUCCCGCUCUAUUUGAGUGACUCUGUUGAUGGUAUACCUGGAUUAGAUGGAGUUGAAGAUGAUGAAGCUGGUGGGAAUGGGGAACUAUCUUCUGAAACUCGCCCAGGAACGCAGUUGCCUGCCUUUUCUGGUGCAUUUACCUCUGCCCAAGUGAGGGAUGUGUUUGAUACAGAGAUGGAUCAUGAUAACAGCUCUGAUAGAGAUGGGGCAAGCACCAUAUUUGAAGAAACUGAGAGUAUUUCUGUCGGGGAAGUGAUGAAGAGUCCGGUUUUCAGUGAAGAUGAGUCAUCAGACAACUCAGUGUGGAUUGAUCUGGGUCAUAGUCCUUUGGGAUCAGAUAACAACGGUCAGUUAAACAAACAGAAGGUAGCCUCUCCUUUACCGCCCUUCUGGUUUAGUGGAAAGAACAAGCACCUUUCUCCUAAACCAUCGUUAAAGAUAUCAGACAACCCUAUAUACGACAAAGAGGUGCACCCAUCUUCUCAUGAGGAUCACCAUGUGCUAUCGUUUGAUGCUGCUGUUCUAUCAGUUUCACAGGAUCUCGACCGUUUCAAGGAGGUCCCGGAAGAAGAACAAGUGACUCAUCCAAACCCCACUUACCGAGAUAGCAGAAAGGGAUCAUGUCACCAGGAAAUUCAGGAGGAACCUCCUCAAACCACCAAAUAUUCUGGGGUCAAUGGGUCAACGUCUGAAAUAUGCGUGGAGACGAAAGAGAGCGCUAUAAGAAGAGAGACAGAAGGGGAGUUUAGAUUGUUGGGAAGGAGGGAAGGUGGCAGACUAGGUGGCAGUAGGUUUUUCGGUAUAGAAGAUAAUGAACAACCCGGUAGCAGGGGAAGAAGGGUAUCCUUUAGUAUGGAAGAUAAGAGUAGAGAGCAUAUGAGCCAUACAGUAGACCCCGGAGAUGUAUCUGCCACAAGUUUGGACGACGAGUACAUCAGUGAUGGAGAAUAUGGGCAUCGUUUGGACUCUGACAGAAGGGAACCCGAGUUAGAAUGCAGGCAUCUUGAUCAUGCAAAUAUGCUGGGUCUCAAUAAGACCACUCUCCGACUUCGGUUCUUGACCAACUGGCUUGUGACCUCUUUACUUCAAUUAAGGUUACCCGCAGGUGAUGGGAAUGAACCCGUGCCCCUUGUUCACAUUUAUGGUCCUAAGAUUAAGUAUGAAAGGGGUGCUGCUGUAGCUUUCAAUGUGAGAGACAGAAACCGGGGGCUAAUCAAUCCAGAACUUGUUCAGAAACUGGGUGAGGCAAGUGGUAUUUCGCUUGGAAUUGGUAUCCUUAGUCACAUAAGGAUAUUAGAUAGCCCAAGACAGAAUCGUGGGCAUUUCAAUCUUGAAGAUACUUCCCUUUGUAGGCCAAUGGAGAACGGACGGACUGAUGGGAAAAGUGGGUUCAUUCGAGUUGAGGUUGUCACAGCUUCUCUAGGCUUUCUGACUAAUUUUGACGAUGUUUACAAGUUGUGGGCGUUUGUGGCAAGGUUUCUUAAUCCAGGAUUUGUCAAAGAUGUCAGACUUCCAAACGUCGCGGAAGAUACAGAGAUGGAGGGCUAAAUGGCGCCACUCCAGUUUCUGUUGUCAAAAAUAUGGUUUUGCAUGUGAGGUUGCAUACAAAGGAUAAGAAACUGCUAUUUGUUGCUGUGCAGGGGCACUUGGUCUAUUCUUCAGGACUGCGCAGCUGCUAUCGGGUGAAUUUGUUCAUUAAUGUUUUAAUUGCUUGGGUUUUUCUUUUUCACCUUGUGGGGAGUUGUGUUGUAAAACUUGUAGAGUUGUUGGCUUUAGAAUUUUGUAUCUGUCAGGAAGCAUGAACUGAUAAAAAGUAGGACCAAAUGGGCACUAACCCUCUUCAAAAUAUGUUGGUGCUAUAUACCAUCCUGUUUAUUUC
Rhododendron vialii is the source of this 3615-nucleotide messenger RNA. RefSeq lists its product as uncharacterized. Bases 528 to 3284 code for a protein of 918 amino acids. The transcript has 2 exons. NCBI's taxonomy places the organism in Eukaryota, Viridiplantae, Streptophyta, Magnoliopsida, Ericales, Ericaceae. The record is from RefSeq and is a predicted model, not a curated record.